CUUCUCCGCAGUGUGGACGCACCCACAAGAACUCAAACUGGUUCCCGGGUUGGGACUUGGGACACUCACACAUACAAGAGUACAAUUUUGACUUCCGACACGACACCUUAUUUUCACAAUUUCAUACAUAUGCACGGACAUACCGAUACGCCACUCUCUCCCUCUCUCUCUCUGCCCUAACCUUUUGACCUUCCCACCAUGCACAUCCUUGGCAUCUCCAGUCACGCGCCUACUUUAUCUUCCCCACUCCAGUACUCACAGUCACACAUCCUUCAUUGAUUCCACUACUACCCACACUCUCAAAAUUUCAAAUUCUCUCUCACUCUCUCUGUGUAUAGAUCUGUGUCUGUGAUGGAGUUCAAGUUUAGAGCUGUUGAUGACCGACCACCACCACCACCACCACCGCAUCCCACCGCUCCUUCCACCUUCAACUACGUCUCCAAACAAGCUUUGAGAGCAAAUCCUAUAUCAGUAUCAGCUGGAUUUUCAACCACCAGUCCGAGACCAAACUUGGAGCAAAUUCAAAACCCUAAUGACACCCGGGAAGCAAUAGUACAGCGUGAGCUGGAGAAGGCGCGGAUUAGAGAGGAAAUAAUUGCAGCCGAGAUAACUCGGCGUAGACUGCUCGAAGCGGAGGUGAGGAGGGAGCUGAUGAUAGAGCGAGAGAUGGCAUUGCGGAGGCUCUCAGCUGAGGGCAGGAUUUCGUUCGAGUAUGGACUGUCAAUGCACGCAUUUGAUGGUGGCUUUGCAUUUCCCAGUUGUAUCAACACAUUUGAUAUGUUUCCAAUGCUGCCACCGCCAAGGUUACCGGAAGCUAUGCCAGUCGAUGUCAGGGCCCCAUCGGAGACCAACAAGGAUAAGUUGAUUGUACUGGCUAAGCCCACUCCAAAUAUUUCUGGAGCAAAGCGGAAAGCUGAAACAGCAUCUGCAGGGGACACUAGUGAGCUCCCACCUUUUGGUUUAAAGAAGAGACCCAAGGAGGAGUGGAGUUGUGCUAUCUGUCAGGUUAGUGCCUUAAGUGAGAGAGCUUUGAAUGAACACCUUCAAGGUAGGAAGCACAAGGCCAAGGAAGCAGGGCUUAGAGCUCAGAGAACGGGCAGGAGUACCAGCUCUACACCAUCAACAAAAAAAGCUACAAUGCAUUCAAAGCUUACAGAGAGCCCUGAUUUUGGGACCUCAGGACAGGAGGCAAAAGUAGAAGGGAAAUCACUUAAGCAGAAUGAAACUGGGGUUGAUUCAGGCCAGAAAAUGGAGAUGACAGGAUGUUUGAAGAGUAAAAAUCAGCGAGUUACACUGCCAGAAAACCAAACUGCAGAAGAUUCUGAGAAGACAAACAGUACAAAAGCAGAGCAGGGAUCUGCUAAAACAGAAGGGUUUGAAAGGAACAAGAUGUUUAAGUUUUGGUGUGAAAUGUGUCAAAAAGGUGCAUACUCUCGAGUAGUGAUGGAGACUCAUAUAAAGGGGAAGAAGCACAGGGCUCGGCUUCAGAAACGUGGUCAAAAAGAUGGAGUUGUCAGUACAGCAUCAUCUGGUUCUGCUCAAAAGGCACAAGAUACAAAUUUGGUAGCUGAAAAAACAAGUCAGUCACAUGCUACUCAAAAGGCAAAAGGUGUAGCAGAUGUUAUGGCCAAAGAAGCAAUUAAGAGGACACCAGUAAUUGUUAUUGUAGAUGCAGAUUAAUCAGGUUCAUAUCCAGUAUGAGAUUCAGGUUUGGGGUUGCGACUAUGGUUCUGUUUAACUUGUGAAAUAUAUCUGUUCAAUUUAGACCCUGUAUUUUACUUGUUAGUCCCUAAGUUUGGUCAGUUUCCAUUUAGGACAACUGUCAUUUGUUAACCCGACAGACUAAAUGAUGAUUACAUUGUUUCUGACUCUCUCUACUCUCUUAGUAAGUCAAAUUCCUACUUA
Molecule: messenger RNA, 1905 nt
Organism: Quercus robur (English oak)
Lineage: Eukaryota; Viridiplantae; Streptophyta; Magnoliopsida; Fagales; Fagaceae
Exons: 3
Coding region: 352-1680 (442 amino acids)
Molecular function (GO): nucleic acid binding; zinc ion binding
Source: RefSeq, a predicted model, not a curated record